Pundamilia nyererei is the source of this 1415-nucleotide messenger RNA. RefSeq names its product protein FAM181A. Lineage: Eukaryota; Metazoa; Chordata; Actinopteri; Cichliformes; Cichlidae. The transcript is spliced from 2 exons. Bases 420 to 1193 code for a protein of 257 amino acids. The record is from RefSeq and is a predicted model, not a curated record.
UAACCGCUCUGAUGUCAGGUUAUAAUGCACGCAUGCUCGACAAGAAUUCGCACUCGUUUUUUAAACGCACAUUUACCAUUUUCGGAGCAGAAAUCAUCUUGAAGGAGAAAUAUUGCAUCCCCUCAGCGGCUUUCCCCCCUCCAGAUCUCCAUGACAACAAUUUGCGAUGGUGAAGAAUUUGAUACCAGGGCGCUUGGAGGCUGAUUGGGGUGCAUUGUAAGAGGCCUGGGGUCGCUGAUUGGUUCAAGGGAAGCACCAUAACUACAAGGAGUUUAUAUUCAUUCAACUUGUUGAAGUGCUCCUAUACUGCAGCCUGGGAGAAGUCUGAGGUUAGACUGAGAGGAUCCGGACUGAUCCAGCAGUGAUCCUGACGGUGGAUUGCAUAUUUUAACAUGGACUGAACAAACCCUCGAUACAAUAUGGCAAAUGCAGACAGUGAGGUCAAAACUUUACUAAAUUUUGUAAAUUUGGCAUCCAGCGACAUCAAGGCGGCCCUAGAUAAGUCCGCUCCGUGCAGGCGCUCCGUGGAUCACCGGAAAUAUCUCCAGAAACAACUGAAGCGCUUCUCUCAAAAAUACUCCAGAGUCCCAAGAUGCCACACACACAGGUCUGCGGAGUAUAGGUGCGCCAAACCGAUGGGGUCUGUCCAUCAGAGUGUGGCAGAAAAGGCCAGCUCUGGUGCGCAGGAUGUGGAUCAACUGGGGAGCUCUGUGGAGCAGGUGCCUAUGAGGAAACGCCAGCUACCGGCCUCAUUUUGGGAGGAACCUAAGUUGACCCCAACCAAGAGGGAGCACUCAUAUUUAGGAAUGAAAAGGAGCCAUGCAGGCACAUCGGAGGGAACUGAGAAUGAAAAGAGGAAACGAAGUUGUGAUGAUGAUGCAAAGACCGCAAUAUCUGCGUGCAGCCGGCGCAGCUCGGCGGAUAAAGAGACGCUGAAACUGGACGUGACCUCUCACCACUGCGUGAGUGUGUGCGGCUGUUGCCCUUUCCAGUACCACGGACACCAGAUCCUUCACAAUCACAUUUUUGUCCCUCAUCCGCCCCUGGGAUUGUGGAGCAAAGCAGCAGGGACUGAGACGGAGAGAUCCGAGCAUCCUUAUGGACAGAAAAUUCACACGCACGUUGUUGUCAAACCCAUACCGACCAAGCCCACCGCUCAGUCACCAAUCUUCAGUGUGUUUGGAUUCAUUUAAUUAACUCACUAAAUGAACCCAUCACACAAAACGCGUGUAAAUAGGACUAAUGACUUUCAGCGUUUCUCUUUCAGCAUUUUAAAUCGAGAUACUUCCUCCAGCACUUAUGGAAAUGCUUCAUCUAUUUUUGUCUUUUAAAUCUAAAGGACUAAAUUGCACUGAAUAAUUUCAUCAUCUUCACUUUCAUGCCAGUCUUAUGCCUGACAAUUGACAGUAAGGUAA